AAUGUCAAUCACAGCCUCUACCUGUCAAUAAAUUAGUCAAUCACCUCUGAAUUUGAGUACUGCCAAAUAACUAUGGUCUUUCCCUAAAAGCAGUCGUUUUGGCAAAUUAGAAAAUCCGAAUAAGUAACUGUGCCUUUAAUUAUUAGUUGUGCAGUAGCUUUUUAUGAUCUCCCAGACUAGAAAUAAAAAAGAGCUGCAGGUGUAGGCUAUUCUAAUAAGUAAAACCUCCUUAUAAACAUUCUAGAUAUGAUUUCACAAAAAAUGGACCAAAGACACCUGCACCUGGUACUUACAAGAUAGUAGGGGAAGUAGAUAUCAAUAAAACUAAAAAUCGUGGCUAUCCUUUUGGAGUGAGUAGAGAUGUAAUAUUAAAUUGUUAAUUCUAGAAAAUGUGGUAAACUGGGAUUAUGGGUGGAUUGAAUAGAGUAACUCCAGGUCCGGGAAAGUACGAAAGUCAAUCUACACUCAGCUAAACAAGAUAUACGAUGCGACCAAAAAAUUAAUAAGAUAUCAUGAUUCUUACCAAAAAUGUUCCAGGUUUUCAAGUUUAAAUAUUGUAGGACCGGGAGCAUAUAAUUCUGUUUAAGGAAUAGAUUCCAAAGGAAGAUAUCCAAUUUCCAAAUUUUCUAAUAGCUGUGCUACUCUAUUUAAUCCUCCUAGAUCAAAGAGAUUUGACAAUAAAUAAUGUAAAUUAAUUAUUCUAUUAAUUUCAGAUAGUAAUGAUGUUCCAGGACCUGGAAAUUAUAAAUUAGACAAUAUUGGCAUAUAAAGCGUAAUUUUAUUUAUAUAAUCUUUAAAAGACUGGAUUUUAUCCAAUUUCUAAUUUACAUUCUAGUAAAUGUAGAAGUUUUCCUCAUGAUAUAAGGAAAACUUAUUCAGUUUCCAGUAUGCAAACUCCAGGACCUGGUUAAUAUAGACUUCCUUCAGAUUUUGGAUAUUAUGAAUCUAAAUCAAAAUCAAUAUCUAGAAAUUGAU
Messenger RNA from Paramecium pentaurelia, 975 nucleotides. The record is from the annotation of a GenBank genome assembly. NCBI's taxonomy places the organism in Eukaryota, Ciliophora, Oligohymenophorea, Peniculida, Parameciidae.